This is a messenger RNA of Trichobilharzia szidati, 1672 nucleotides long. Lineage: Eukaryota; Metazoa; Platyhelminthes; Trematoda; Strigeidida; Schistosomatidae. The record is from the annotation of a GenBank genome assembly.
AAACGAUUCCAAAAAGCAGAUACCAACAAUGGCUUAAAUGCUAUAGGAUGCAUGAUUACAUUUUAACAACAGAUUGAACCUUCUCUACCCAUUUACUGCUCAACUAAAUCAUCAUCACCACCACUACAUAAUGAAAAGCGGGAGGAUUUAAAAACAUGUAUAUAUUCACAUGUAAUUGGUAAAUGUAAAAAUGAAAUGAUAAUAUUCCACAGUAUCGAUGACGGUGGUUUCACGGCUGACGGAAAACACGCUACCUGGUUGAGAUUUAAUUUUGUGUAAGCAACACAAGAGAGAAAACACUUGAAAUAGAAUAAAUAUAUGAUUUUGUCUUUCUCACUAUCAUAAAAACAUUCUUUUUCAAGAAAUACUCCAUGGAAUAACAAUGUCUUUAGAAUUUUAAAUGUAAAAGAUCAAGCUAUUCAAACAAAUUUUCAUUGACAUUUUUACAUCGAGUUGGACUGUGCAACCUUCAAGAAUCAAUUUCCAAGGGAAUAAAGACACUGGAUAUUUUACUUAUCAAUAACAUAAAAACACAAAAGGAGGUAACUACAAUGGAUGAUAGAGAACAACCGCAUGCAGAAGUUGUAUUCAUGGGAGAAGGUAGAGUGGGAAAAACUGCCCUAAUUCAGAGAAUAAUCAAAGGACCAAGUUCCAAUACCUGGGACGAUAAAUAUGAACCGACUAUCGAAGAUUCAUUUAUUCGAGAGUUUGUAGUUAAAGGAAAUUUAUGUCGACUGAGACUUAUCGAUACUGCAGGCAGUUACAUGUUUCCAGCAAUGAACAGACUAUGGCAUCGAAGAGGUUCUGCUUUUGUACUUGUUUGUGCUAGAGAUGACUCGUCAAGUUUGGAUAGAAUUAAAACAAUUCUGAAGGAAAUCCAAGAAGAGAGACCAGAAGAUUACAGAAAAUUAAUUAUAGUUAUAGUCGUCAACAAAAACGACAUUAGAGAAAGUGAAUGGUUGAUAACAGAUGAAGAAGUAGAAUCAGUAGCAGAUGAAUCACAAAUACCAUUUAGUUCGAUUAUUUCAGCAUCAGCCCGUGAUAACUACGGUGUCAUAGAUAUUCUAAAAGUGAUGUGGAAAAAAAACCAAGAAGCUGGAGAAAAUGGAAUUAUUUUUGAUCCGUUGCCUGCUCAUGCUGACCUAACCGAUGGGAGAAGAAGAGCAAGUGCGUUUGCAGUGCUCUUUAGGAACUCAUCAACUAAAGGAGCAACAGUUUUUCAUAUUGAUAGCAGAGAAGGUCCUAGACAUUCGUGUACACCAACAAACAACAGAUUAGCAAUUAAUACGAGUACAAAUUUAAAUAAUGAAAGUUCGUUUGGAACGACAUUUAUCAAAAAACUAGGACGACUAAGUCUUGGAGGACAUCGGAAUACCAAACGAGACAAAGCCAACCUAGAACCUGCUGUCAUUAAACUAGAUUGUACUAUAUCCUGAGACUAUGUUAUAUUUUAAAAACUGAUCUGUUAUUUGAAUAAGUGAAUGCUUUUUAAAGAUUUUGAACUUUUCGCCUAUCUAGCCGUAAUGAAAACUAACUUUGAUGUAAGUCUAUACCAAAAAUGGGUGCUUAUGCAGUGUCGAAUACCGGUAAGCGUUACACAAAAGUGGAAUAUUUUCCAUUCGUAUUAGACUCGUGUACGACUCCUAAUGUAAACCACGGGAGCAAGUGGUGA